AUGAUUGGGCACUCAGCGCAUUUUGCGCUUCCAGUUUUCCAUCACCAACUCGUGAGCGGGGGUCGAACCGCCUUCUGGGCAGUCAACAUUCAACCAGCUGCACACUUCAUUAACAACUCACUCGCAGUCACCAAGGUCUUCCACUCUAACUCCCUCGAAUACAAUAGAAUUAGAAUAGCCGGCCGAAUGUUCCGACGCCCGCGAGCCACUGAGCCCGACCGUCAUGCUGCGGCGGUAGCCCGCAUCCUCAACCCCCUUCCCGUUUGGCCAUGGGCCGGUUCGGCAAUGAACUACUUGGGUGUUCCGGUUGUCCUCGGGGCGAGCAUGCUGGUUGUGCGAGACGAAGAUUACACAGUCGCCUGUCAGAAGCUGAAGGACGCUGGUUUCACCCAGACUUUUCCCGAUCGCGCCCCCGCUCCAGAAGUCCUAGCAGCGCAUCCAGAUCCCCAGAAGGUGAUUGAUGAGAUUAAUGCGGGUUUCAAGCGCUUGGAUCGAUCCUGCACCGUUUUUGAUUAUCCCGCCCAUCACCCGCAUCUUGGCACUCAGGUGUUUCUGUUGCCCAACUCAUUCACACACCUUCCACUACAAAAUAUCGCGCUGUCCUCUCACACAACAAAAGACUUGCUUGCGGAAAAGCAAUACAAUACAUACGGCAAUUUACAUUACCCUCUUGAAGCGGCAUUAGUGGAGAGUAUUGUCAAGGCAGCAAUUGAUGAUGAAGAUGAGCUGGGUUAUUCUACCUGGGGAGAAGAGUUGGGAUGCUGGCUUUCAUUAAUAACUGGCUAUUUAGAAGUCAAUAGUGACAUUCUCGAUCGCUGUGCGGAUUCGAAGGCAGUGGAGUGGUAUAGCAUCCAUUUUGGCCGGGUACGCGAGUCAAAAUAUGGGCCCAUGGACCGGCGCAUCUCGAAAAGGCUGGGCUCUCAAAGAGAAAUGCCGGUAGACAUGAGAGGAAAUUUAAUUUGA
Uncinocarpus reesii 1704 is the source of this 963-nucleotide messenger RNA. RefSeq lists its product as uncharacterized. The record is from RefSeq and is a predicted model, not a curated record. The coding region runs from base 1 to 963 and encodes 320 amino acids. Lineage: Eukaryota; Fungi; Ascomycota; Eurotiomycetes; Onygenales; Onygenaceae. The transcript has 2 exons.